Messenger RNA from Caenorhabditis elegans, 5143 nucleotides. RefSeq names its product SEC7 domain-containing protein (gene agef-1). The record is from RefSeq and is marked reviewed. Gene Ontology annotation, cellular component: Golgi apparatus; membrane; perinuclear region of cytoplasm. Lineage: Eukaryota; Metazoa; Nematoda; Chromadorea; Rhabditida; Rhabditidae. Gene Ontology annotation, molecular function: guanyl-nucleotide exchange factor activity. Gene Ontology annotation, biological process: regulation of ARF protein signal transduction.
AAUGAACCGUGAUUAAUCAGCGCAAACAUGAGCGAAUUGUCAAACGGUCCGAAGAAAUCGAUUGGCAAUAUGUUUCUGAGAAGUGGAAUCGAAAAGAUACUCGCUGAUCGGGAUAUCAAGCGAAAAGAGAACUUGCAGCUCAAAAAAGCGUGUGAAAGUGCUCUUGAAGAACUAAAAGCCGCGGAAGAGCAAGAUGCCUCACCAAGCUCAAACGGAGAACACCUACCAGAUGCGGGUGGCACCGCCGUCGAAGCCGAUCGAUAUUUCCUGCCAUUCGAGCUCGCGUGCAACUCGAAAAGCCCGAAAAUCGUGAUAACCGCGUUGGAUUGCCUACAGAAAUUGAUCGCCUACGGACAUUUGACGGGUCGUGGCGCUGAUAUUUCAAAUCCGGAACGAAAGUUAAUUGAUCGAAUUGUCGAAGCGAUUUGUGCACCGUUUUUAGGUCAAGGAACUGAUGAAACUGUACUUUUGCAGUUGAUUAAGGCUGUGCUUGCCGUUGUUCUCUCAACUCACUGUGAAGUACACGGAGCAUCACUUAUUCUCGCUGUUCGGACAUGCUUCAACAUUUAUUUAACGUCAAAAAGCCCGAUUAAUCAGGCGACGGCUAAGGGAACACUUACACAGGUUAUCAAUACGGUUUUUGGAAAUAUGGAAAAGUUUGGAAAUAUUAAAGACGAUGAGACGAUUGUGAGAGAAGUUGUGGAGGUUCUUGUAUCGAAUACAAUAUCCAAUGAAGUGAGCGACGAAACAAGUGAAGCCGGAGGAACUCAUCGACAGAAUGGCUCAACAAUGGGUGAAAGUGAGGCUCCACUGGAUGAUCAAUUUACAUUUAUGAAUGCAUAUCAAAAGGAUGCUUUUCUAGUAUUCCGUGCUCUUUGUAUUCUUGCACAGAAGGAAGAAGGUGGUGCAUCAAAUGAAAUGAGCCUUCGAUCGAAACUUCUUGCACUGGAAAUGCUUCUUCUUGUACUCCAAAACUCUUCAUCAAUCCUUCAAUCCUCCCAGCCGUGUAUAAUAGUUAUUAAACGAACGUUGUGUAUGGCAUUAACCCGUAACGCGGUUAGCAAUAAUAUUCAAGUAUUUGAAAAGUCGCUGGCCAUAUUUGUGGAGCUAUUGGACAAAUUUAAAACACAUCUCAAAGCUUCGAUUGAGGUUUUCUUUAAUAGUGUCAUUCUUCCGAUGCUUGAUUCGAAUACGUGUGCUUUUGAACAGAAAUGGAUUGUUCUUAAUACAAUUGGAAAAAUCCUUGCGAAUCCCCAAUCAGUUGUGGAUAUGUUUGUGAAUUACGAUUGUGAUAUGACGUCACCGAAUCUAUUCAAAUCAAUUGUGGAAGUUGUGUCAAAGACAACACGGACCACUAUCAAUGAAAAUGCACCGCCCGCGCAGAAGGAAAAAGAACGAGCAAUGCGGCUUCUGGGAUUAAGCUGCCUGACGGAUCUUCUUCAAUGUCUUGUUGAUUGGUGGCAAGUGUGUGAAGUACAGAAAAUUACAAGUGAUAUCGAUGACGCGGAGCCCAGUGAGCAACAACACGGUGAAACAUUCGAAGCAUUUGAAACUCUAAAACAACAAAAAAAUCUAAUGGAACAAGGCAUUCAAAUAUUCUCGGAAAAACCGAAAAAAGGACUGAAAUUCCUUCAAGAACACGGUUUUGUUGGAACUGAUGCUGUAGAAGUUGCCGAGUUUAUGAUGAAAGAAGAACGGCUGAAUAAGACACAAGUUGGAGAUUUUCUAGGCGAUUCUGAUGAAUUUAAUAAUUCUGUAAUGCAUGCAUAUAUUGAUUUUUUGGAUUUCUCGUCGAUUGAUAUUCUCGCAGCGUUGAGAAUGUUUUUGGAGAAAUUUAGAUUACCAGGAGAAGCUCAAAAAAUCGAUCGCCUAAUGUUGAAAUUCGCUUCGCGAUACCUGGACUGUAAUCCACGCCAAGGAAUAUUUGCCUCAGCCGACGCUGCCUACGUACUCGCGUUCUCAAUUAUCAUGUUAACAACGGAUCUACAUAAUAAAACAGUAAAGAAUAAAAUGACGAAACAAGGAUAUAUUAAUAUGAAUCGAGGUAUUAAUGAAGGUGGAAAUAUUCCUGUUGAACUGCUCGAAGCGAUUUUCGAAGAUAUUUCGAAGAAUGAGAUUAAGAUGAGAGCCGGAGCCACUGCUUUGCUCAGAUCUCGGGUUACACCAGGACAAGGAGCACUGGCAACUGAUAAAGAACGAAGAGCUAUGGCUGCACUGGAAAUGGAGGCUUUGUCUGAAACUGCGAGAGCCCUAAUGGAGUCUGCAAGUGACGCUGAUGCCUAUUUCACUCCAGCACAACACCAACAUCACGUAAAACCAAUGUUCAAAAUCUGCUGGACACCAUGCCUUGCCGCAUUCUCAGUCGGUGUACAAAUGUCGGAUGAUGAAGAAGAAUGGUCUCUUUGUUUGAGAGGUUUUCGUCUGGGAGUACGUGCCGCGUGUGUUCUACAAGCAACACUUGAACGGAAUGCAUUUAUACAGGCACUUGCGAGAUUUACUCUUUUAACGGCAAAAAAUUCAUUGGGAGAAAUGCGAGUGAAGAAUAUUGAAGCAAUCAAGCUUUUACUAUUAAUUGGUGAUGAAGAUGGAGAAUAUCUUGAAGAGAAUUGGGUUGAUGUUAUGAAAUGUAUGAGUUCUCUUGAAUUAGUACAAUUAAUUGGAACUGGACUUAAUUCUGCAAUGUCUCAUGAUACGGAUAGUAGUCGACAGUACGUGAUGAAAGCCACCGGAGGAAUCGAUGAAAAAACGCUUCACUCUUUGCAAGAUGCUCUCGGUGAAACAUCAUCUCAAUCAGUUGUAGUGGCAAUUGAUCGAAUAUUCAAUGGUUCCGCCCGUCUUUCAGCAGAAGCUAUUGUAUAUUUUGUACGUGCUCUUUGUGCAGUCUCUCGAGAAGAGCUAUCACAUCCGGCGGCUCCACGAAUGUUUUUAUUGGGAAAAGUUGUUGAAGUGGCGUUCUAUAAUAUGAAUAGAAUUCGUUUGGAAUGGAGUCGAAUUUGGAAUGUUAUCGGUGAACAUUUUAAUGCGGCUGGAUGUAAUUCAAAUGAAGCUGUUGCCUAUUUUUCGGUGGAUGCGCUGAGGCAGUUGUCGAUCAAAUUUUUGGAAAAGGGAGAACUUCCGAAUUUCCGAUUUCAGAAGGAUUUCUUACGGCCGUUUGAGGUAAUAAUGGUUCGAAACGGAAGUGCCCAGACACGAGAUCUUGUCGUUCGAUGCUGUGCUCAUUUAGUAGAAGCUCACUCGUCUCGACUCAAAUCCGGAUGGCAGAAUCUCUUUUCAGUAUGGACAAUUGCCGCCGGAGACCCUUCUACUGAAAUUGGUGAAGCAUCAUUCCUCACCGCUCAGAAAGUCAUCGAAAAACGUUUUAAAGAGGAUUUUCCGGCGUUUUUAGACUCAUUUCAAGAGGCGUUGAAGUGUUUACAAGAGUUUGCAUGUAAUCAAAAUCAACCUGAUAUGAAUAUGGAAGCAAUUCGAUUGAUUCGACUUUGUGCUGACUACGUAUCGGAGAAUAGUGACAAAAUCGAUGAGGCCGCCCGUCGUGAUGAUCAUCUUCAUAAGGGAUUAACUGCUGAUCAACACGUAUGGCUACGUGGAUGGUUUCCAAUAUUCUUUGAAUUGAGUUGUAUUAUUAAUCGAUGCAAAUUGGAUGUUCGAACACGGAGCUUAACUGUCAUGUUUGAAAUUAUGAAACAUCAUGGAUCGGAUUUUAGGCCAGAAUGGUGGAAGGAUCUGUUGGAAAUCGUUUUUCGCAUUUUUGAUCCAUCGAAAAUGGACGAUCAUCGAAGUGAUAAGCGAGAAUGGAUGUCAACGACGUGUAAUCAUGCAAUGUUGAGUGUUGUCGAAGUGUUCACACAAUUCUACACUCAACUCUCCGUCUACGCACUUCCAAUGAUCUAUCGUCAAUUUGGAAUCUUUAUUCGACAACAAAACGAACAGCUCGCCAGAUGUACGAUUAGUUGCCUGGAAUCACUAAUCUCACAGAACGGAGAACGAUUCACUGAGCCAAUGUGGGAACAGACUAUUGAAUUGAUUCGGGAGCUAUUUGAGACGACACUGCCGAAAUCGUUGCUCACAUGGGAGCCGCCGAAUUCUAAUGGAAUUGGGUCGGAGGAUCGGACGAAUGGAUCCGACACUCUCUCAUCGGAACAAAUCGUCUUCUGUGUUGUACAAAAUGAGCUCGUCGAAGCGGUCUCCCGGAUUGUGCUCGGAGACCAUCGGGAAAGUAAACGAGAUCUUCAAAUCGAUGGCCUAUUCACUCAAAUGUCACCACAAUUACUUUUGAGCAUUUGUGAUGCUCUCGCGGAAAGUCAUACACUGGCGAAACAAUUCAAUAAUAAUAAUGGGCAACGUGUAUUGAUUUGGAAAGCACGACUACUUGGAUCUACGAAGCCCAAUUUGAUCAACCAAGAAACGCGAUCGCUAAGUGCAAUGUUGGCUAUUCUAUUCCGCCUGCUCUACGAUCUCCGAGCCCAAUCGAUUUCUGACAAAAUUGCGAUUCGAGUGUUAGAAGUCGUUUCACUUGCGCUCAGCGGCUACGGAGAAGCCGAAUCCGACACCAGGCGGACUGCGUAUGGACCAGUAAUUUGUGAAUUGUUGAGAGAAUGCAUUGCACUUCCGACCAACUUGAUUCCGGUACUUGGGCCGGAGUUUCCAUUAAAACUCUGCGAUCUCGUUGAAACGGCCGAAGAUCAAACGAUGCGAAAACUGCUCGCCGAGCUCUUCCGACGAAUAAUCAAUUUUCAAACGAAAUCACCAACAACUGUUCAAGAAGCGCUAGAAGAAUCUCAGAAAUCCCAUAUUUCGGAAAAUUUCACUUGAAGCUAGCUCCCCACAGCUCUGAUUAAUUUCUCAUUUUUGUGUGGCUCUUUUGUAUUUAAAUUAGAUUAUUCGCUUUAUUUUCAUUAUUAUUAUUAUUAUUACUGAUUUCAAACAAAAAAAAUUCCAUUGUUUUCAAAUGGUUGUGAUUCAUCCCAUGCUCCCCCCGUCAAAUAAUUCUCUACUUUUUUUUUCGUUUAUUGUGAUAUUGAUUUUUUUUUUCCUCCCCCGCAUCCCCCUUUUUUAGACUUAAAUUAUUUCCAGAUAUGGCUCUACGGUUUUUCUUUGUGCUCUUUUCCCUUAUUUAUUAUGAAACAACAAUAGUUUUUGAAAU